Messenger RNA from Xiphophorus maculatus (southern platyfish), 6553 nucleotides. RefSeq names its product StAR related lipid transfer domain containing 13 (gene stard13). The transcript has 17 exons. Bases 153 to 4355 code for a protein of 1400 amino acids. Gene Ontology annotation, biological process: actin cytoskeleton organization; signal transduction; regulation of Rho protein signal transduction. Gene Ontology annotation, molecular function: GTPase activator activity; protein binding; lipid binding. NCBI's taxonomy places the organism in Eukaryota, Metazoa, Chordata, Actinopteri, Cyprinodontiformes, Poeciliidae. The record is from RefSeq and is a predicted model, not a curated record.
AAUGAUGGUUAAAAGUCCAGUGGUUGCACCGCCUGGUCAAGAGCAGUCUAACAGGCAUAUUUACCCUCAGGCUGUGGAUGUCUUUCUAAGUGAAGUGCAAAGACAAGUUCCCCCCUGCCCCAAUUCAACACUCCAACAGCCAACUGAGAGCCAUGUCUGGGCCUGCUUCGCUCUUUGAUGCCACGCUGGAUCCUGUGGCCAGUCACGUUAAACACUGGAAGGAUCUGAAGAUCGACAGCACGUCUGGCCUCAGUCAGAGUGUUUACACGCCUUCUGGAUCUGUGCUAGAGGACAUAGAGGUGACAGAUACUGAUGGUGGAGAUGCUGCUCGGAGUGGUCCUCUAUUUUUAGAACAGAAUGUGAAACAGAGAGGAGCUGCAGCACCUGCGCAGCAGGAAGAGCGCCCCGCGGUGACGCCCCGUCCUCCCGAGAUCCCUUCUGCCUUUUCACCACUCUUGGACACAUCCUGUGACAACCAUCUGUUUGAGUGUGUGAACUCGACAGAGGACACCUCACCGGACGUGCUUCGAAUAGUAAAACAUAAACCAAGUGCGAUUGUCUUUUGCGAUUAUGAAGGCAGCCUCGCCACUGUUGGGAAGGAGAGUUCUGACGGCAGGGAGUCCUCUUCCUCCUCUGCUUCUAAAGAAGAGAGUGAAGAUGAAGAUGCUGAUGUUGAUGAAUUCCCUGAAACUUUACAGUACAAGGAGUUUCUGGUCAGUCGCCAUCGUAGGAAUUUGAACAAAAACAGAAAGUUUCUGAGGAAGAGACCAGAAGUUCUGCCUCAUGCCCCUGCAGCUGACCGGCCAAAGACCUCCAACAGCAAAAUGAGACCGGAGUGUGCAGGUGGCAAGGAGGAAGAGGAUACACGGCAGCAGUGUGACUCCAUGAUCCUGCUGAUGAAAAAAUUGGAUCACCUCAGUGAGGGAAUGCAAAACAUCCAAAACUCUAAUUCCUGCCACACAAAUGACGUUCGAGUCAAGGAGGAGCAGCAGGGCACCAAGGGUGCCCAGACUGUGUUCAGGAUGACCGUCCGAACAGGCCCGGAUCAAGGAGCCCAGAAAUCUCCAGACAAACCUGAGCCACUGACCAGACGUCGCUCACGACCCUUGACCCGCAGCAGGCCACUGAUCCGCUCCUCCCUCACGUCUCCUACGCAUCUCCAAGCUCGUCAUGCCCGGGUUGCUGCUAAGAUGACCUGCGGAUCAGCAGAGAUUGAGGCAAAGGAGGCUUGUGAUUGGCUUCGAGCAGCGGGGUUUCCACAGUAUGCCCAACUCUAUGAAGAUUCCCAGUUUCCAAUCAAUAUUUCCGCAGUGAAAAGGGACCAUGACUUUUUGGACCGAGAUCUAGUCGAACCUCUGUGUCGACGCCUCAAUACUCUGAACAAGUGUGCAACCAUGAAACUCGAUGUAAGUCACCCCAAGAAGAAGAGUGAUGAUUCUGAUGAAGAUGAUCAUUUGGCUAUCAGUAAGAGGUGGACAUUUGAGUGGAGCAGCCGCCGCUGGUCACGUCUGCAAGACUUUCUAUUGGACAACACUAAUGAGAGCAGCCCGACGGCUCUAGGCGAGGGUCUGCGCAGCACAGUGAGCAGUGAGAGCGUACUGACUGACCUGAGUGAGCAGGAAAUCACUGAGAUCUCCUCACUCCACAGUGAGGACUCAGCCUCCGCCAUGCCUGACUCGAUAUCCAUGGCGUCCCUGUCUGCUUCCUAUCAACCACCGAGGGAACUUCCUCAUUACAACUCCCUUCCCAUUAAAAGCAGCCGCCAUGGGCAAGGAGGAAAGAGUAAAGCCAAAGAGUUUCUGCGCAAAAUGGAGCUGAUGCGUACCUGGGGGCCAUCGACAAUGAAGAAAAGCUCAAAUCGGAGGCCGCAGCUGGUCAUCAGUGAGCCGGUGUUACAGGGGGAGGAGCCUCAUGCACUUCAGGUGCUUCAGUGUACUCCCAUCAGCCAAUUAGAAAACAGCCCAAAACACAACCAUCAAACAGAUGGCGAUGAGCCCCCUGUUUCUGACAGCAAAACAUCUAAAGACCAGAUCACGCUAAAUGUGAGUCCGAGCAAAGAGACUGUGGCGCCGAGCGUUCAGGAGCCUGCAUGUACAAAACCGCGCACUGCCAGCAAGAGAAGCAGCAUGUACCUGGAGGAUAUGGAGUUGCCUUCUCAGGGUAAGAGGCCUGAAGGUCAGAGCCAGUUUGGCAGAAACCAAUUUCGCUCAUAUGAAAACCUCCUCAUUCACAUCCCCAAAGACCACAAGCCAGGCACUUUUCCCAAAGCUCUGUCCAUUGAAAGUCUGGCACCUUCCCCCAGUGACAGGAACAAUAAUCCCCAGUCACAUAGCCAAACUUCUCCAAAUGAAAAUGGCCUGGGUGAACCUUUAUCUAAACCUGUCUGCCCUGGAGCUCCGAGAGGCAGCAGGGUGAGUGUUUACGACAACGUGCCGGGCUCCCACCUUUAUGCCAGCACAGGGGACCUUCUAGACUUUGAGAAGGAGGACAACCUGUUUCCUCACUUAGACGACAUCAUCCAGCACGUCAGUGGCUUGCAGCAGAUUGUGGACCACUGGAGCCGCAGUGUUUUGCCCGAGGAGGAAGCAGUGGAUGGGGAAGAGGCACGGGAGGGCAGGACCACCCCCAGCGAAGGUGAGAGAGACGGGGUCUCCUUAAAUGACACCGAUUCAACAGGGACCAGUCGGGAGAGGCGGGACUCUGGAGUUGGGGCCUCACUCACAAGACCUCGUCUCCGAUGGCCAAGUUUCAGAACGUCUGAUCAUCUCAACCAGCCAGCAUCUUCACUGCAGAUCAGCAGCCAGUCGGCGGGCCAGCUGAGCCUGCUGCAGAAGUUUUCUCUGCUUCGCCUCACCGCCAUCAUGGAGAAAUACUCCAUGUCUAACAAACAUGGCUGGACAUGGUCCGUGCCUAAGUUUAUGAAGCGUAUGAAGGUGCCAGACUACAAAGAGAAGAGUGUGUUUGGCGUUCCUCUGAUUGUUCAUGUCCAGCGCUGUGGGUUCCCACUUCCUUUGUGUUUACAACAGGCCCUCAGCCACCUCAGGACUUACUGUCUGGACCAGGUUGGAUUGUUCCGCAAGUCUGGUGUAAAGUCCCGGAUUCAGGCUUUGAGGCAGCAGUGCGAGUUGUCCCCUGACUGUGUAAACUACAACGACCAAUCUGCAUAUGAUGUGGCUGACAUGGUCAAACAGUUCUUCAGGGACUUACCCGAACCUCUGCUUACAAGCAAACUGGGGGAAACUUUCCUGCACAUUUACCAGUAUGUUCCUAAAGAACAGCGGUUGCAGGCCGUCAGGGCAGCCAUAUUGCUGAUGCCAGAUGAGAACAGGGAGGUUCUGCAGACUCUGCUCUACUUCUUGCGGGACGUCACCUCCUUGGUGGAGGAGAACCAGAUGACUCCAAUGAACCUCGCUGUUUGUCUGGGCCCAUCUCUGUUCCACCUGAGUAUCCUGAAGAACGAGACGCUGUCACCAAGGUCAAUCCAGAAGAAGUACGCUACAGGCCGUCCCGAUCAGAAAGACCUGAGUGAGAACCUUGCUGCCACACAGGGCCUGGCACACAUGAUCACAGAGUGCCAACAUCUCUUCCAGAUCCCAGAGGAAAUGGUGACCCAGUCCCGCAACUCCUACAUGGAGGCUGCGCUGAUGGUGCCCCCGCUGGAGGAGCUUUGCAAGGUCCAGGAGGAGGAAGAUGUGGAUGAGGAAGUGGAAGAAGAGGAUGAGGAAGCGUCCUACAAUGCACACAUAGAAGGGCUGAUUCAGAACCUGCUGAAAGAGGCCAAGGACAAGAGUAAAGGCUGGGUGUCCCGCUUGUCUUCUGACAACACGGAGCUGGCAUUUAAAAAGGUUGGAGACGGGAAUCCUCUGAGGAGGUGGCGAGUUUGUCUUGAGGUGUCGGCGUCUCCCUCUGAGGUCCUGCAGCGGCUCCUAAAGGAGCGCCUCCUGUGGCAGACAGAGCUCCAGCAGGAGAAGGUUCUGGAAACGCUGGACAAACAAACAGAUGUGUAUCAUUACACCUGCUGCAAUAUGGCGCCUCAACCCUGCUAUGACUAUGUGGUACUAAGAUCGUGGCGUACAGACCUCUGUAAAGAAUCCUGUGCGCUGGUGUGCGUGUCCGUCGAGCAUGAUGACAGCCCGCGUGUUGGAGCUGUGAGGGGCGUUGUGUUGGAGUCACAAUACCUCCUUGAGUCCUGUGGGACGGGGAAGACCAGGCUCACACACAUCUCCAGAGUUGAUCUCAGGGGAAGAUCUCCAGAAUGGUACAACAAAGCGUUUGGUCAUUUGUGUGUUAAUGAAGCCCAGAGAAUCCGCUCCUCAUUCCUCCCAGGCGAGCAGAGUCCUGAGGCGAAGAACUGAAUUUCAAACAUAAUUCUUCAUCCUGAAAACCAGUUUAAUCAACCAGGCGAUCUUUUCUUGGUGCUAAGUUACAGUUCUGGUCAGAUAUGGAAUCAUUAAUUUGGGGCUUUUAGAGAUUUAUAAGACCCAUCCAAUAUGGGUUUUCAGAGUAAAUUGAUUAUAAAACAAAAACCAUCAGUGAUUUUUGAAAGGAAUAACUACAUACACUAGUUCACAAAAAUUUUACAUUUUCUGUAAUAAACACAAGGUCCAAAUUAUCAGGUCAGAAUUGGUAAUGUAAUUGCUUUUAAGCCUAGUUCAUGCACUAUCUUCAACAGUUCAUUAUUCUCUGGUUUAAAGCCUCACUGUAGCUCCUCAAAGCAAUCUUUUUUUCAUUUUGGUCAAAUAGUUCAAUGCAGAUGUGGAACAUCUUCCGGUUAAGAUUAAGCUUGAACCUUGAUGGUUGCUAUUAUGUUUUUUUUUUUUGUCAACAUUCAAACCAAUUUUGCUUGUAAACUAUAAAAAAACAGAGGCCAUGCCACAAAGCAGAUCACUUUAAACAAACUUUGCCAGUUAUGUCAAGAGGAGUGAUCAACUCUCCAGCCAGAAUAAUGGCAGAUAUACAUGUAAAAAAAAAUGGGUUGCUCAUCAUUAAAACCCCCAAAUUAAAAUGAUGUUCAUAUCCAUAAUGAGUAGAUGUAAACUUCUGACUUGGACUGUACAUCAUACUGAGUGGGCACAUAGAAGAAAAGUGUUUUUAUUGUCAUUUUCAUGUAUUUUUUAACAUAAUAUUUUAAUUUAUAAUAUAAAUUAUGAUAUUGCUUUUCAGUCACAAUUUCAAGAUUAUUUCCAGUUCUGAAUGUGUUCAAUCAUCAGAAUAGCAAUUUAAUUUGCAAGUACUUGUAGCUAAGUGCAUUAUUAAAUGGAUGAUGUCUUGUAGAUAGAAAGCGAAUUCCCUUUUUAUUGCUUUGGUUUGUUCUACCAAAUACUUAGCAUUUAUUUUUAACAUCUUGAACAAACAAAACAAUGAGAGAUGAUGAGAUAACACUCUAAUCCCUGUUGUACUUAUCUACAAUUUACAUAUCAUGUAAAUUUAUUUUCAAAUCAACUGUUAAUUGAAGCUCAUAUAUUAUUAAAAUAACUAUUAUUAUUUAUUACUAUUACAUUUCUCAAUAUUUGCGAAAACAUCACAAGGCCUGCUUAUUCUAUCAAUCUUAGAUUUGUUUUUAAAUUAAGCUGUAAAAACAGGUCUCGCUCACCUGUAACUUGACUUUAUACCAGCGAACUCUUUACAAAUAACAUGGGAAUAUGAUGUUUCUCCAGCUUUAGCUUGAUGAUAUGCCAAAUCAUUGCUCCAUUUGCACUUAUAAAAGUAUAAAAGUAAUUACAUAAAACUAUCAGAACUCCUUAAAAAAAAAUGAAACAAAAUAUGGAUACAUGUCAACACCAUGUUGUGAAAAGUCCACUUGUUUCAUGUAGAAGGUCCACACAAAGAGUCCUGAACCACAUUGAAGGGGACGCAAUCACUGGGUCCAUAAAUGUGUUUUUAAUAUUUUAUGUACAAUUUCACAGAUGAUUUCCUUUUUCGGUCCCCACUUUCAGUGUUAAUCUUAUUCAAAGGUGUUCUUUUAUCUCUGUAUAUGGUAUUAUAGUUGUUUUUUUUCUUCUCAUUUGUGUUAUACAAUGUCUAAGACAUGAGACCAUUUCACUGCUUCUGGGAAGCAUGUUUGAAACUUAGCGUGUGUGCAUGGUUGUGCCCGUGUAUCUGCAUUUCAAACACACUUACAGCCUGUACUGUAAACUCUCUGCAGCGCUCUCUGUGCCAUCAUAGCUCUUCAGGGUCUUCCUAUCAUAUUGAUAAGCUGAAAUGUGAAAUUUCCACACACCAUCCGUAGGGAAGCAAUAGAUGAAAACUUGCUCCACCGUGGUACUGCCCUGGCUUUAAUGUUUGUUUCCGCUGUAGGCAGCAUUGCCAUGGUGUUGCUGUGAUAUAAUAUCUCCAUAGUGCCGCCAUAAUCCUCGCGUGGAUGCCUUUUGCUGGGUGACAGUGGCGCGUGUGCAUGUGUGCGUAAGAAAGGAUUGAGAGACUCUGACGUGAGACCUCCGCUGUUUGUGGAGAGGUUCCAAACUUAGCUUAGAGCUGGAGGAUUUAUGCUUGUUAUUUUUGACAGUGACAAAGCUAUUGUUUCUAAAGAGGAGAAUAAAAAUUUAAAAGUGCA